AUGAAGUCUCCGAUUCCGAGAAAUCACAUUGCUUGCCAGAGUAUUCAUCGUUUUGUGAUUGAAGCUCUUGGAUUCCGAACUGAGACAUUGUGCACUUGCCUUGCUGAGAGUCGUGACAUGUUAUGUCAACGUUACCCUGACCGGGCCCCUCAAAUUCUUGUUUUCUACGCCCAAGCUAUAGAAUUCCGGCAAACCCUCUUGGAUUCUUCGCGGAGAUCCGAAAGUUUGGACGAAGAAGUGAGGUGGUUCGAUGCAGAGGAAAAUUCAAGGCCCGAUGGCACCCAGCAUUCUCAAUUAUUCAGCCUGCCAACACCGGUGGCUGAAGAAGCCGGGGAACACGACUCUAUAUUAGCAAGUGCAGUCCAAGGUAUGGAAUUACGGAAUGAAGCCCAUGUCCGAUGGGGAGAAGGUUUGGAUCUCGCCCCUUGCCUGGAGACUAAUUCAGAAGUCGACAUUUCGUCCUCCAAAUCUUCCAACACUAUAGACGACGAAGACCAGAACGUCCGCUUCCGAGAAACCAUGACAUUGAGCAGUGCGACGACUCGCCGAAUCGUGUCGCCGCAAACGAGUGUGUGCACAGAUAUCCACUCCGUGGGUGAGGCGGAUCAGGGAUUUCGUCGAGAAACAGGACCUCAGCAUGAUGCGACCUACUAUCGGAAACUAAAUGUGCAGGCCAUUGAACGUAGCUUGGACACAGAGGAUGAUAGAUCCCCAACUAUCGAUUUUGAGCUGUCUUUCCCGGAAAUACAAUCACAGCAACGAACGGUAUCAUUCGCGGAAGCUGCACGCACUGUGAUGCACCGUGAGUGGGGAAGCGAGAAAAGGUCAGAUGAUGAUGAGAAGUUGGGUGUUCAGGAAGAGAUGCAAGAGCAAGGAAUUCGAAACUCGAUGGAGAGCUAUGCAAGGGGGAAAAAGGAGAAUGACAAGGGUCGAGCAGAAGACGAAACGGACGGAGAAGAGGCAGGCAACAAUGACGAAGACGACGACGAAACAUUCAGCGCGAGUCCAGACCGAGUACGAGAAAAAGAGCUGAUAGAACCUGCGACCGUACGACUUGCGGGUUCCAUUGAGUUAGGAGAGCGCUCAAGCAAUCAUCAAUCCAACAAACGACCUGUUGAGUGUACUGUUAAUGCAGGUCCUUCUUCAAAACGUACUAAGGCGACAACACAUGUGGACAACGGGUCCCUUACAGCCGGUGCUACCACUACAAGCGCAGAAAACCACGUCGAUCAGUCAUUUUGGGACGAAUGGGACAUGAAAAGAGCAGCCAUGACCAACCAUGAUCAGCAGACUGACCAGUCUGUCAAAGCUGCCCGGGUGUGGAGGCGUCUCUCCGCGAAACAGAGUUUGGGACUUUCCCGCAGUCGAAGGGGACAAAACACGUCGUUGCGUUAUGUAGACAAACUUGUCACGAUGGUUAUAGCAGUCGCCAAUUGUUAUGCCUUUGGAGCGCUGAAGGAGGUCAUAUGCCUAUUACAACAGGACAGAACAGCUAGGACCUCCGAGCUGUUCAGUAACGAUCCUAAGGUUCUGAUGGAAACAGUGAGCACUAUUGAAAAGGCAAGUCACUUACACAGCUACAUACGGCGAUUCACAUUGGCGCGUUUGGCCAACAUUUACGUGAGAUCAGUGGCAAACGGAGGACGAUUAACCCUCGACGAGAAUAAAGCGUACUCGUCGCAACGGCUGGCGGGCACCAACGCACGCAAGGCUGCGACCUACAGUGCUAUGAUCCUACAUAUCUGGGGAGUGCCAUUCCCCGCACAGAAUAAGGGUGCCAAAAUGACAAAACGAGGCUUUAUUGAUGCGUUCGCUGCUGAUGCGAUGAGGUGGAAUAAAUGUAAGGCCCGACUCCGUCACGAAAUCGACGCCGGUCAGCGCUGGCUUGGCAUGGCCACAAGAUUUGGCUGGUCCACCCUUGGCUUGAUCACACGAGAAUGGUCGGUCGGAGACAAGAAAGUGGUAGCCAGUGAUAGGAUGUGA
Messenger RNA from Exophiala bonariae, 1983 nucleotides. RefSeq lists its product as uncharacterized. The record is from RefSeq and is a predicted model, not a curated record. NCBI's taxonomy places the organism in Eukaryota, Fungi, Ascomycota, Eurotiomycetes, Chaetothyriales, Herpotrichiellaceae. The transcript has a single exon. Bases 1 to 1983 code for a protein of 660 amino acids.